Molecule: messenger RNA, 2608 nt
Organism: Dentiscutata heterogama
Lineage: Eukaryota; Fungi; Glomeromycota; Glomeromycetes; Diversisporales; Gigasporaceae
Source: the annotation of a GenBank genome assembly
AUGUCGUUAAAUAGUUUUAAAGAUCUUGCCUAUAGUUACGAAAAACUACUUCAAAAUAAAUAUAAUUUUGAUGUAAUUAUUCGUGCUGGUGAAGGAAAAAGUUUCAAAGAGAUUCAUGCGCAUUCACUUAUUUUAAGUGCUCGUUCAUCUUACUUUAAUGCGGCACUUUCUUCUAAUUGGGCUAAAAAAGAAGGAGAUUAUUAUAUUUUUGUAAAACCAAAUAUUCCAGCAAAUAUAUUUGAAACUAUUUUGAGGCAUCUAGAUUUCUCUGAAGCUAUAAAUAUAUUAAUGGCAGUUGAUGAAUUACUUUUUCAAGAUGCUACAGAUAGGAUUAUAAUGUAUAUUAACCAUAAUUUGGAAAGAUUUAUGCGAAAUGAUGUAGUUGGUGUAUUACAAUUAGUUUUUCAAAAUGAAAUAUGUGAAAUAUUUCAAGAACCUUGUCUUCAUCUAAUAUGUAUAUGCCCUAAUAGAUUAUUUAAAAAUCAAAAGUUUAUUCGAUUGGAUAAAUCAAUUUUAAUGCUUAUAUUACAACGUGAUGAUCUAGGAAGUUUAAAAGAAUUUAAUUUAUGGAAAUAUUUAAUCAAAUGGGGCAUUGGUCAAAAUUCUAAUCUCCAAGAUAAAAAAUUCGAAACUUGGACUGAUGAUGAUUACAUUAUAAUGAAAAAUAUUAUAAAUGAUUUUAUACCUUUGAUUCGUUGGACCCGAAUAACAUUGCAAGAACUUUUACAAGACUUGGAUCAUAAAAUGCCAACUAAAGUGCUUAAACCAAGACAUUUACCAUCUAUAUAUUCAUAUGGUCGAAGAAUAGAAGGAAUCAAAACAUACGAAGAACUGUUUAAUCUUAAUGAAAUGUUACUUCAAAAUGAAAAAAAUUAUGAUGUUGUCAUUUAUGCUGGCGAAGGAAAUAGCUUGAAGGUUUUCCACGCACAUUCAUUCAUUCUAUAUUCUCGAUCAUCUUAUUUCGAAACUUCUCUCUUUAAUAAAAAUUACACUAAAAAAAUUGAUACGAGUAAAUUGGAUGGACCUGAAAUUUUACAAUUAAUAGAUGCAGCAAAUGAGUUAGAACUUGGCAAGAUUAUAGAUUAUUUAUUGGCGAGAGACAAUUUCACUGAAUUCGUUUUAAGUAAAUUAAAUAAUACAGAAGUUUUACGACUUAUAAUAAGAAUAAUUGAACUAAAUUAUAGUUUAAUUUUACAAUAUGAAUCAGAUUUUGAAACAAUUUUAGAAAAACUAAAUAUAGAUGAAAUUUUAUAUCUUAUGAAAACAGAUAAUAGAUUAGAAAUUAAAAAAUUUUUUGAUAAUAUUUUAUCAAGUACAGAAGCUAUCAACCCUUUCUUAAGUAAAUUGAAUGGAGGCAAAGUUUUGCAAUUAUUAGUAACAGCUAAUGAAUUUCAAUACAAAAAAAUCGUUAGUAAUUUAUUAAUGAAUGCUAGAACUAUUUUAGGUGAAUUAAAUAAAUACGAAAUCGCCCAACUAAUGAUAGUUGCUAAAGAGUUAAAAUAUAAUAGAAUUACAGACCGUUUAUUUUUAAGCGUGGAUUUUACAAAUAUUAUUUCGGACAAUUUAAAUUGCGUAGAGAUUUUGGAUUUAUUAAUAAUAGCUAGUCAGAUGCAUCUUCAAAAAUUUUUUAAUCAUUUGCUUAACUUUAUAGAUCAACGGUUAGAAGAAUAUAUGCACAUUGAUACAUUUAUCAUAGUGCAAAUUAUUUUUAGUAAUGAUGCAUUUAAGUCUCUCCAUGAUCAAUGCCUUCAUGUUAUAUGUAUCAACCCUAAUCUAUUAUUUGAACAUCGAAAAUUUACUCAAUUGGAUAAAUCAAUUCUAAUGCGUAUAUUACAACGAGAUGAUUUGGGAAUGUUGAGUGAAAUAAGUAUUUUGGAUUAUUUAGUGAAAUGGGGUAUUGCUCAAAAUUCAUCUAUUCUUCCAAAUCAAUUAAGAAAAUGGAAAAAAAAAGAUUAUGAUAUAUUAGAAAAGACUAUUCAUGACUUUAUUCCUUUAAUUCGUUGGUAUCAAAUGUCGCAAGAUGAUUUUAUGAGAAAUUUUGAAUUUCUUAAAAAUAUUUUAUCAAAAGAAUCAAUUCUUAAUUAUUUUCGGUAUAAUAUAACGCCACCGCAAGGAACUACAAUUCUACCACAGAGAUACAUAUUACCUAAUCAUAUGUUUCUUGCUAAGCCAGAGCAAUUUGAUCUUAUUGCAAGUUGGAUUGAUAAGAAAGAUUUAAAAAAUAGUUCAUCAAUUAAUAAUGAGCAAAUUUCAAAUGAAUUCUUGUAUUAUAGUUCUAAAAAUGAUCCUUAUGAUUUUAGACUUCUUUAUUGUGCAAAACGAGAUGGAUUUGAUGCGCAAAUAUUUCAUAAACUAUGUGAUGAUAAAGGACCAACCGUAACACUUAUUAAAAUUAUGGAUAUAGGACUAUUUGGUGGUUACAACGAGUUAAGUUGGAAAUCUCCUGAAUUAACAAAAAAAAUUACUAGUCGUCUAACAUCAGAUAAUAAUUAUUUAAUAUCAGACAACAAUUUUUUAUUUUACUUUAAUAACAAAGAUGAUCUUAAUACUUCUAACAUUUCACGUGUUAUAAAGAACUGUUUAGCAGAAAAAUGUUAUUCUCUUCAUG